AUGGCCAAACAAGAAUCUCCUGCCUCUUCAUCUGCUUCUUCGCCUUCACCUGAACAAUCACAGAAUCUUGUCAGCGAUAUUGGUGAAUACCUUAUGCAAGCGGCUCAAACAUGGGCGCAAAUGACGGAUGCGUUGGUGGAGAGUCGACAGGUUCAACAAGCUGUCGUGGACGCACAUGAACAGGCUUUGAACAACAAUCAUUUAUCGGAUUUGUCUACUGUUGUUAGUAUGGAUAUGGAUUUAUCCAAACUUUGUAAAAUCCGUGAUUUGACGGCGCAGUUUUCCCAAGAUGUUCACCAAGUUUGGCAAAAGGAUACAAAAUACAACGGCGGCGCAUCAUGA
Fusarium coffeatum is the source of this 342-nucleotide messenger RNA. RefSeq lists its product as uncharacterized. The record is from RefSeq and is a predicted model, not a curated record. Bases 1 to 342 code for a protein of 113 amino acids. NCBI's taxonomy places the organism in Eukaryota, Fungi, Ascomycota, Sordariomycetes, Hypocreales, Nectriaceae. The transcript has 2 exons.